AUGAUAGUACCUUUCAAUGUGACUGAGACUGGUAAGUUCAGAGGAAAAAGCUUGAUUACCUCUGCGUGCGAGUUCACUUCACCAUCAAAACGCUACUCGAUUUCGGGGGUUUCGUUGGAAACGAUGGCGGUGAAUCUGAUGGCGGGAGCAAUUACGAAGAUGUUGGCUGGAGAAGUGACGAGUGAGAAAGAGUUGACGCCGAUUCUGCAAGUGACGGAGCUGACACUGAUUCAGCCACGGCGGCAAAACAGGGAUAGAUACAAGCUUUCGCUAGCCGAUGGGAUCCAAUCGCAAGAAGGAAUGAUUAAUGCUAGCUUGAACUAUCUGGUGAUUCAAGGGAAUAUCCAAGUCGGGUCGAUUCUAAGACUCACUCAUUUCGUCAGCAACUGCAUCCAGUACCGAAGGCUUAUUCUUAUUGUGGAGUUAGAGAUUAUUGCGGAGAAAUGCAAUAUAAUUGGGAAUCAUGUUCCUCCUAUACAAAGGGCCAAGCCUGAUGAUCCUGAUCAACAACGUGGGGAGGUUUCUUCUGUAAACACACAAUGCAUGGGUGGUUUUGAGCAGAACCAAGCUAGAAGGAGUCAAUUGAAUGGUGUAGUAGCCGAUUCACCUCAACCUCAGUUUGGUCAUAGACAAGCGUUUGGUACUGCUUCUGUUUUUCCAGAAACACCAUCUUCCACUAGAUCAUAUGUGAGCUCAAAUGCAGGUUAUGAUCUUACGGAAACACCAUCUUCCACUAUAUCAUAUGUGAGCUCAAAUGCAGGUUCUGGUUUUCCAGAAACACCAUCUUCCACUAGACCAUAUGUGAGCUCAAAUGCAGGUUCUGGUUUUACAGAAACAUCACCUUCCACUAGACCAUAUGUGAGCUCAAAUGCAAGUUAUGGAGGUUCUAGGCACGAGCAGCCUCGAGCUCCUGAAACCGCUUAUUGUCCAGUUCAGUCGGUUUCUCAGCCUCAGCCACCACCUUUGUAUGUUAACACGAGACCAGUGGCUAAGAACAAUGAAGCUCCUCUAAGGGUAGUUCCAAUCGCUGCUCUGAACCCUUACCUGGAUCGGUGGACCAUCAAGGUCAGGGUCACGAGUAAAGGAGAACUUAUGCGGUUUAGUAGUACGCAUGGCGAUGGGAAGGUAUUCAGUUUCGAUCUGGUUAAUGCUGACGGUGGAGAAAUACGGGUGACUUGUUUCAACGAUGUGGUUGAUCAGUUCUUUGACCUGAUUGUACUUGGUAAUGUUUAUCUGAUCUCCAAGGGAAGUUUGAAGCCUGCUCGUAAGGAAUAUAAUCAUCUUCCCCAUGACUUUGAAAUACAUUUAGACAGUGUAUCAACGGUACAGCAGUGCUACGAGGACGAUGCAACCAUCCCGCGAAAUCGAUUCCAUUUCCGUAGCAUAGGUGAUAUUGAAAGCAUGGAGAGCAACAGUAUCACUGAUCUAAUUGGUAUUGUGUUGUCCAUCAGUCCAAGUGGAUCGGUUAUGCGGAAGAACGGGACUGAGGCACAGAAGAGGGCACUUCUACUUAAGGAUAUGUCAGGGAGAAGCGUCGAGGUAAUAAUGUGGGGUGGUUUCUGCAACACGAAAGGACAUAAACUGCAGAACCUUUAUGAUUCUGGGGUGUUCCCGAUUCUUGCUUUGAAGGCUUGCAGGAUCAGUGAGUUUAAUGGAAAGCAAGUGAGCACUAUCGGAUCAAGUCAGUUCUUUAUAGAGCCAGAUUUCCCUGAAGCCAGAGAAUUGAGGGAAUGGUAUGAGAGAGAAGGACGGAAUGCUCCUUGUGUAUCAAUCUCUAGAGAGUUUUUAGGUGUUUCCAGACAAGAGGUUCGUAAAGUAAUCACUCAAAUCAAGGACGAGAAGCUAGGGACUUCAGAGAAACCAGACUGGAUCACAGUGAGUGCCACCAUUUCAUUCAUAAAGGGAGACAGUUUCUGCUACACAGCUUGUCCUAUCAUGAACGGAGAUCGCCCGUGCAGCAAAAAGGUAACCAAUAACGGAGAUGGGAUUUGGCGGUGCGAGAGAUGUGACCGAUGUGUGGAUGAAUGUGACUACGUGUAUAUGUUACAGCUCCAGUUACAGGACUAA
Messenger RNA from Thlaspi arvense, 2067 nucleotides. NCBI's taxonomy places the organism in Eukaryota, Viridiplantae, Streptophyta, Magnoliopsida, Brassicales, Brassicaceae. The record is from the annotation of a GenBank genome assembly.